Orycteropus afer afer is the source of this 1266-nucleotide messenger RNA. RefSeq names its product serine/threonine-protein kinase Nek1-like. Lineage: Eukaryota; Metazoa; Chordata; Mammalia; Tubulidentata; Orycteropodidae. Gene Ontology annotation, molecular function: protein kinase activity; ATP binding. Gene Ontology annotation, biological process: protein phosphorylation. The annotation marks the transcript as partial. The transcript is spliced from 14 exons. The record is from RefSeq and is a predicted model, not a curated record.
AUGGAGAAGUACGUUAGACUACAAAAGAUUGGAGAAGGUUCCUUUGGAAAAGCCGUUCUUGUUAAAUCUAAAGAAGAUGAUAGACAGUAUGUUAUCAAGGAAAUUAACAUCUCAAGUAUGUCCAAUAAAGAAAGAAAAGAAUCAAGGAGAGAAGUUGCAGUGUUGGCAAACAUGAAGCAUCCAAAUAUUGUCCAGUAUAGAGAAUCAUUUGAAGAAAACGGCUCUCUCUACAUAGUAAUGGAUUACUGUGAAGGAGGAGAUCUAUUUAAACGAAUAAAUGCUCAGAAAGGCAUUUUGUUUCAAGAGGAUCAAAUUUUGGACUGGUUUGUUCAGAUAUGUUUGGCCCUGAAACAUGUACAUGAUAGAAAAAUUCUUCAUCGAGACAUAAAAUCACAGAACAUAUUUUUAACCAAAGAUGGGACUGUACAACUUGGUGAUUUUGGAAUUGCUAGAGUUCUUAAUAGUACUGUAGAGCUGGCUCGUACUUGCAUAGGGACCCCAUACUACUUGUCACCUGAAAUAUGUGAAAAUAAACCUUACAAUAAUAAAAGUGACAUUUGGGCUCUGGGGUGUGUCCUUUAUGAGAUGUGCACACUUAAACAUGCAUUUGAAGCUGGCAAUAUGAAAAACCUGGUACUGAAGAUAAUAUCUGGAUCUUUUCCACCUGUCUCUUUGCAUUAUUCCUAUGAUCUCCGCAGUUUGCUCUCUCAGUUAUUUAAAAGAAAUCCUAGGGAUAGACCAUCAGUCAACUCCAUACUGGAGAAAAGUUUUAUAGCCAAGCGCAUUGAAAGGUUUCUCUCACCUCAGCUUAUUGCAGAAGAAUUUUGUCUAAAAACAUUUCGAAAGCUUGGAGCACAGCCUAUACCAGCCAAAAGACCAGCUUCUGGACAAAGCUUGGCUUCUGUUGCACCUGCUCAGAAAAUUACAAAGCCCGCUGCUAAAUAUGGAGUACCUUUAACAUGUAAGAAAUAUGGAGAUGUACCUAAAAAAUUACAUGAAAAGAAACCGCUCCCAAAACAAAAACAGGGCCAUCAAACAACAGUGAAGAAAAUGAAUCCUGGAGAAAGGAGGAAAAUGUUUGAGGAAGCAGGAAGAAAAGGAAGGUUGGAAUUUAUUGAAAAAGAAAAGAAGCAAAAGGAUCAGGUUAGUUUAUUGAAGGCUGAACAGAUGAAAAGGCAAGAAAAGGAACGGUUGGAGAGAAUAAAUAGGGCCAGGGAACAAGGAUGGAGAAAUGUGCUAAGUGCAGGUGGAGGCGGUGAAGUAAAG